This is a messenger RNA of Lates calcarifer (barramundi perch), 1538 nucleotides long. RefSeq names its product suppressor of cytokine signaling 4 (gene socs4). Gene Ontology annotation, molecular function: 1-phosphatidylinositol-3-kinase regulator activity. The transcript has a single exon. Gene Ontology annotation, cellular component: phosphatidylinositol 3-kinase complex. Bases 1 to 1185 code for a protein of 394 amino acids. Gene Ontology annotation, biological process: phosphatidylinositol phosphate biosynthetic process; intracellular signal transduction. Lineage: Eukaryota; Metazoa; Chordata; Actinopteri; Centropomidae. The record is from RefSeq and is a predicted model, not a curated record.
AUGUCAGAGAAGAAGCCACGAGCCUCAGACACACGUCCCAAAUGUGGCCUCCGCAGUUGGAGUGCAGACAGUUACAUUUGGAGGGGGAAGAAACGCUCCCGGAGCUCUCGCAAUGUGUCGAGUCCUGGGGGACUAGAGGCAGAGGGGACAGAGGAUCUGGGUGUGCGGUCAACAUCCUGUCCGAGGCGGCGCAGGGAGAGAAAGUGUAGCUGUAGCACCCUUGGGGAUGCAUUGACAUCUGCGGAUAUUGAUGUAGUGUGUCGGAAGGCCUUGUCCCGGCGCUCUCUGAGGCAGAAGUUUCAGGAUGCUGUGGGCCAGUGUUUUCCUCUGCGCUCCCAUCAUCAUCACCAUCAUCAUCACCAUCCACCGGGCUCCUCACGACCCUUUUCAGUGCUCUUCUGGUCCAAACGCAAGAUCCAUGUCUCAGAGCUCAUGCAGGACAAGUGCCCCUUCUCACCCAAAUCUGAACUGGCCCGAUGUUGGCACCUUAUAAAGAAUAAUGCCACCCACCCAAGUGCCCUCAAGGACAUGGAGACUCCCCUCAGGCCUAAUGUGUCAUCUUCCUCAACCUCCCCACCACAGACACCCAUCUCUUGGGAGGAUAUCUGCUGCUCCCCUGGCCCUGGCACCACCACUCUGGAAGACUGGGACCCUUCUUGUCCACAUGGGGGAGCAGAGGGCAGCUGCAGCAACACUGACUACAUCCUGGUCCCAGAUCUCCUCCAGAUCAACAACAGCCCCUGCUACUGGGGUGUGUUGAACCGCUUUGAGGCAGAGGAGCUACUGGAGGGCCAGCCAGAGGGAACAUUUCUGCUCCGCGACUCUGCCCAGGAUGAGUUCCUCUUCUCGGUCAGCUUUCGUCGCUACAGCCGUUCCCUGCAUGCUCGCAUUGAGCAGAACGGCAAGCGUUUCAGCUUUGAUGUGCGCGACCCAUGUAUGUACCGGGACCCCAGUGUGACAGGACUACUGAGACACUACAGUGAUCCAGCCACCUGCCUCUUCUUUGAGCCCCUCCUCUCUCGGCCACUACUAAGGACCUUCCCUUUCUCCCUCCAGCACUUGUGCAGGGCUGUGAUAUGUAGCAGCACUACCUACCAGGGAAUAAACAGCCUGCCACUGCCACCUCAGCUCAGGGACUACCUUCGACAGUAUCACAUCAAAUGUGAAGGGGCCUGUGCUGUGUGAUGGAUAAAACAUAGAAGGCAAGGAUAGGACAAGCAAAGGCAGGUUCUUCUGGCAUAGAUGCAGGAAUUGAAUCACAAGUAGCUUUGCUGUUGCAAACCUCUGAGGUCUAAAAAGAUGCAGAACUGGAGAGGUUUUUGAGACCUUACUGCAUCACGAGAUAGAACAAGGUCUAAAUCCAUAUACUGCAGGAACACAUGGACAUAAUGCCUCAUCAUCCUUCAGUACAAAGUGAUGGCCUGCACCUUGGAUAUAGGUUUUCUGCUUACAGCUAUCUGGACAGUUACUGCAGCCAGGGUUAAUCUGUGAGCUGUGAUACACUGAGACACCUGGAAAAUAAGAAAGCACACUGGAAU